This is a messenger RNA of Cydia fagiglandana, 1208 nucleotides long. RefSeq lists its product as uncharacterized. NCBI's taxonomy places the organism in Eukaryota, Metazoa, Arthropoda, Insecta, Lepidoptera, Tortricidae. The record is from RefSeq and is a predicted model, not a curated record. Bases 153 to 1148 code for a protein of 331 amino acids. The transcript is spliced from 7 exons.
UCUCGGGAAUACAGACGUGCCAGUGCCUACACAAACGUCAGACCACGAUCUUCAGGGAAUACGGAGAAUACUGAUAAAAGCUGCUAUUUAUAGUUCUUUAAUUACAUGUCUAUGCCCAGUAAUAAAAAUAAAAAUUGUAAUUGUGAAACAAUAUGUACGUGGAAAUUCCAAAGUUUGAAAGAUGUUGUUGUUGUGUGCCUCUGCGUUGUGGGAUUAUAAUUUUAGGAUAUUUAAGUUUGGGUUUCGCUCUAUUUGUCCUCAGCGUGGACGUAUAUUUCAGCGAAGGCUUCGAUCUGUCAACGCACACGUACGGCGUCUACCGAGGCACCGAUUUCUUCGCCGAACGAUGGCUCUUCUUCGUCAUGUACUGUGUGGAGAUCGCCUUUAUCGUGGUUUUGCUGAUUGGGGUUCAUACGAGAAACUCUCGGCUAAUGCUGGUGUACUACUACUAUGGGAUCACAACAACCCUGGCGUCGUUGGUUACAUUUAUUUUUCUGAACGUCCAGGAGCUCCAUACCCGCAUACCACUGUACUUAAUAGACAUCUCCAUUAUCUUCAGUGCUAUCGUGACCCAGUCGUACCUGCUUUUACUAAUUCGCAGCGAGCUAGAAAAACCGCGUGAGUCCCUUCGGUUCGUCAACCACCUCGCUGAGGUCUGCGUGCAGCAACCGGCAACCAAUGGCCUGAAUGGUUUCGCUCUAUUUGCCCUCAGCAUGGACGUACAUUUCAGCCAAGGCUUCGAUCUGUCGACGCACACUUUCGGCGUCUACCGAGGCAGCGCUUUCUUCGCCGAACGAUGGCUCUUCUUCGUCAUGUACUGUGUGGAGAUCGCUUUUAUCGUAGUCUUGCUGAUUGGGGUUCAUAUGAGAAACUCUCGGCUAAUGCUGGUGUACUACUACUAUGGGAUCACAACGACCCUGGCGUCGUUGGCUACAUUUAUGUUUGUGAACGUCCAAGAGUUCCAUGCUCACUUACCGCUGUACUUAAUAGACAUCACCAUUAUCUUCAGUGCUAUCGUGACCCAGUCGUACCUGCUUUUACUAAUUCGCAGCGAGCUAGAAAAACCGCGUGAGUCCCUUCGGUUCGUCAACCACCUCGCUGAGGUCUGCGUGCAGCAACCGGCAACCAACGGCCUGAAUCCUUUAUAACUUUACGUAUGCUGUAUAUCCGCUUUAUAGACUGUAUGUUCAUUUUUACGCACUUUAUAC